AUGGCGUGGCAACCUUCCCCAGAGUCUCUUCAGACUCUGGCCGUUUACCUCAAGGACUCCCUCAGCGGCUUCGACAAGAAUGCUCAAAAGAAGGCUGAGCUUAUGCUGUCACAAGCUAGGAACUCCCCCGACUUCAACAACUACCUCGCCUACAUCUUCUCGAGCUCCCAGCUGCCUCCGGGCCUCAACUUCAGUCCCGAAGACUACAGCCUCGUCCGCUCCGCUGCGGCGGUAAUGCUGAAGAACAAUGUCAAGCUCCACUUCAAGCAGAUCGAGGAGUCCUCGUUGAGCCUGAUCAAGAUGGCUGUCCCCAUGGGCAUCCAGGACAAAGCCCCGCAGAUCCGUAGCUAUGCUGGAAACAUCGCCACGGAACUCAUCAACCGAGUUGGCAUCUACGGCUGGCCCGAAUUCCUGCCCGAGCUGCUGAAGUUGAUCGGGAAUGAGUCUGGUCAGGUUUCUCCCGAAGGCCAGGAGGGCGCCAUGGCUGCGAUGGCCAAGAUCUGUGAAGACAAUGCGAAAAUGCUGCAGCGCGAACAGAACGGCCAGCGGCCGCUCAAUUACCUGUUGCCAAAGUUUAUCGAGGCAACCAAAAGCCCUUUGCCGAAAGUGCGCGCUCAGGCGCUCACUGCUAUCAACGUUUUCACGCCGCGCAAGUCACAGGCUAUGCUCAACUGCAUAGAUGACCUUCUUCAGCACUUGUUUGUGCUGGCCAAUGACUCCAGCGAGGAUGUGCGCCGCCAAGUCUGCCGUUGCUUCGUGCAGCUGGUCGAUACUAGGCCCGACAAGCUUGUACCUCAUAUCAGUGGAUUGGUGGACUAUAUUAUCACGCAGCAGAAGAGCGACGAGGAAGAGCUAGCCUGUGAAGCUGCCGAAUUCUGGCUUGCAGUCGGCGAACACGAAAAUCUGUGGCAGGCUUUGGGCCCUUACAUCCAGAAGAUCAUCCCUGUACUUUUGGAAUCCAUGGUCUACAGUGGUGAAGACAUCGCUUUGUUGGGCGGCGCAUCAGAUGACGAGGAUGAGGAGGACCGUGCUGAGGAUAUCAAGCCCCAAUUUGCGCAGGGCAAGUCAGCACGCAAGGCCGGCGCCCAGCAAUCCGCCGAUCAGGCGGAAAACGGCAAUGCGUAUCAGAAGCUCGCCAGCAUGGACGAUGACCUCGAGGAGGGCGAGAUUGACGACCUCGACGAGGACGGCGAUGAGAAUCCCGACGAGAGGUGGACACUGCGCAAGUGCUCCGCAGCCGCCCUGGACGUGUUUGCCCGCGACUUCAGAGACCCGGUUUUCGAAUGCAUCCUCCCGUAUCUGACGACACACUUGAAGCAUGAAGAAUGGCCGCGCCGCGAGGCCGCAGUUCUCGCCCUCGGAGCGGUUGCGGAGGGGUGCAUCACAGUCGUCACGCCCCAUCUGCCAGACCUGGUGACAUACCUUAUCUCACUUCUGAAUGACCAAGAACCUGUUGUCAGGCAAAUCACAUGUUGGACGCUUGGUCGUUACUCGUCGUGGGCUGCUAACCUCAAGGACCCUGCUCAAAUCCAGUCCUAUUUUGUGCCCAUGAUGGAAGGCAUACUGCACAAGAUGCUUGACCCAAACAAGAAGGUGCAAGAGGCCGGUGCCUCUGCUAUGGCCAAUCUGGAGGAAAAGGCCGGCAAAGUCCUAGAGCCAUACACGGGACCAAUCAUCCAGCAAUACAUCCGGUGCUUUGCCAAAUACAAGGACAAGAAUAUGUACAUUCUCUACGACUGCGUACAAACGCUCGCUGAGAACGUCGGUCCUGUCUUGGCACUGCCCCAGCAUGCUGGUCAGCUAAUGCCUGCGCUGAUUGACCGAUGGCAGAAGGUGGCGGACGAGUCGCGAGAGAUUUUCCCACUCCUCGAGUGCUUCUCAUAUGUCGCUAUGGCUAUGAGAGAUGAGUUCGCUCCCUACGCGCAUCCCAUUUUCAGACGCUGUGUGACUAUCAUCCACCAGAAUCUCGAACAGACAAUGGCAGCAAAGACCAACAACAACUUUGACCAGCCAGACAAGGACUUCUUGGUUACGAGUCUUGACCUUCUCAGUGCCAUCAUCCAAUGCCUUGAGGACGACAAGGCGCAACAGUUGGUCAAGGAUGCGCAGCCAGCGUUCUUUGAACUACUAAACCUCUGCAUGGGUGAUCCUGCAGAUGAAGUUCGCCAGUCAGCAUACGCCCUCCUUGGCGACUGCGCCAAAUACGUCUACCCUCAACUCCAAGCCCACCUACCGUCAAUAUUCCCCAUCCUAUUACGCCAGCUCGACUUCGACAACAUUGUUGAUGAGGAGAUCGAUGGCUACUUCAGCGUUAUCAACAAUGCUUGCUGGAGUGCCGGUGAGAUCGCCAUCCAACACGGUAAGGGCAUGGCGCCGUUCGUGUCUGACCUCAUGGAGCGCCUGGUGCAGAUCAUGGCGAACCCAACAAUCCCAAUCAGUGUGAACGAGAACGCCGCCAUUGCUCUAGGAAGGCUAGGUCUGCAGAACGCGGAGGCUUUGGCACCCCAACUCCAAACAUUUGCGGACGAGUUCCUGAGUGCUAUGGUCGAGCUAGACUGCACCGACGAGAAAGCCAGUGCCCUCAAGGGGUUCACCAUGAUUGUUGCACAGAACCCGCAGGCCAUGGAGAAGAGUCUGCUUUCCUACUUUAUGUGCAUCGCACGGUACAACACCCGACCACCAAGUGACAUUAACAAGGAGCUGCACGAGCUAUUCCAGAAUAUUGUCAACGUGUACAGACAGAUGAUUCCUCAGUUCGACCAAUUUAUCAGCCAGAUGCCAGCCGAGGAGAAGGGAGCUUUGAAGACCAAGUUCGGGCUUUGA
This is a messenger RNA of Diaporthe amygdali, 2823 nucleotides long. RefSeq names its product importin beta-2. Gene Ontology annotation, molecular function: small GTPase binding; nuclear import signal receptor activity. Gene Ontology annotation, cellular component: cytoplasm; nucleus. Lineage: Eukaryota; Fungi; Ascomycota; Sordariomycetes; Diaporthales; Diaporthaceae. Gene Ontology annotation, biological process: protein import into nucleus. The transcript is spliced from 3 exons. The record is from RefSeq and is a predicted model, not a curated record. The coding region runs from base 1 to 2823 and encodes 940 amino acids.